Messenger RNA from Closterium sp. Yama58-4, 897 nucleotides. NCBI's taxonomy places the organism in Eukaryota, Viridiplantae, Streptophyta, Zygnematophyceae, Desmidiales, Closteriaceae. The record is from the annotation of a GenBank genome assembly.
AUGAUGCAGCCACCGCGGUGGGUGACAGUCCUGCUUCUGCUGGCGGUGUCCGUGCCGGCGCGCGUGGUGGCGGCGCACGUGUGUCCGCCGCUGUCGUGCGCGGCGACGCGGCUGGGGUACCUGUGGGACCACAACAACCAGGGCCACCUGGGGGAGGAGGAGCUGCAGGGCGACCUGCGCAAGUCGCAGCACUGCAUGCUGCUGUGCCGCCGCACGCGCGGUUGCUUCAUCUGGAUGUUCCGCUUUAGCAGCGACGGAGCGUUCUGCCGCAUGUGGUCUUUGGAGCAGAGUCCGUGCAAUGUGGACCCCAGCGACGGCGCCAACCCCGUGCACUACAACCCCACGCCGCCCUGGGAGGGCUUCUUCGGCUUCGGCGGCAACUGCUCCUCCGACGGCGAGGCGCAGGGGCAGGGGCAGGGGAUGGGGCAAGGGCAGGGGCAAGUACAGGGCCAGGGGCAGAUUCCUCUUGGCGCUGUGCCUGCUGAGGACUUGACUGUGCCCAAGGAGUACUUUCUGCCUGCUAGAGGAGUCCCCACGGAGCCGUGUCCAUGGCUAAAGUGCAACGUGGCGACGCGCGGGUUCCUGUUUGACCACCCGGCGCGCGGCCACCUGACGGUCAUCUCCACCGCCACCAGCCGCCGCCGCCGCGCUCACGACUGCUGGAGCGCGUGCCGCAAGACAGAGGGGUGUGCCUUCUGGAUGUUCGAACAGGGCAACUCCCCCACAGGAUAUUGCAAGAUGUGGAACAACGAGCAGAACCCGUGUGACCCUGACAUGCCAGGUGAUCCCACGUCAGCACAUUUCCAGCACAGGGAGGACAGGCGCUUCGUGGUGGGAGGGCACUGCAAGGGAGGAGCCUCCAACUUCCAGUUCCAGAACAGGCAAAGACAGUUGUAG